AUGGACGCUCGCGAACCGCCCCGUCCACCGCCGCCCUCCAUCAUGGCAGGGCCUACAGCCUAUGCACCCAACAACAUCGGCCCUAAUUCAUCCGCCGCCAUCAUGAUGGCACCAGCCACCGCGCGAUUUCCCUUCGGUGUCGUGCAGCCACCGCAGCAACAACCUCCGCCCGCGGAGCCUUUCCCUCUCUCCCCUGCUGCUGCCUACGACGGUUCCUCCUCGCCGAUGAAGCCAUGUUCCCUAGCUAAGAAGAAGCGCGGCCGUCCUCGGAAGUACUCGCCGGACGGUAACAUUGCCCUCGGCCUUGCUCCCACUCAUGUCUCCCCUCCACCUCCCUCUGGCGCCGUUUCUGGCAGCGGAAUCGGCGGAGAUUCGGCCGGUACGGCCUCCGAGCCUCCGGCGAAAAAACACCGUGGAAGGCCUCCCGGGUCUGGGAAGAAACAGCUGGAUGCGCUUGGAGCUGGUGGGGUUGGAUUCACUCCCCACGUGAUCUUGGUGGAGUCUGGCGAGGUAAUCCCAAAUAAAAAGCUAGUCUUGCCUAAAAUGCAAUGCAGUGUACUGGAUAUCACAGCAAAAAUUAUGGCAUUUUCUCAACAAGGGCCUCGGACAGUUUGUAUUCUCUCUGCUAUUGGUGCAAUCUGUAAUGUUACCCUUCGACAGCCUGCACUAUCUGGUGGUACUGCUACAUACGAGCGAAAUAAGGAUACUGACAAGGUAGUUUGGCCCUUCCGUGCUAAAGAUCUAACAGAAUUGGAGCGGCUUAUAUCUGUUGCAUUUAAAGCUUUUCUCUGGUGUGACCUGCUUGAUCAAAUGGUUAGGAUCUUUUUGCUCUUUCCCCAAGCUAGAGCUCUGGAGGGAGUUUGUCCUAACACCGAAGAUGGGACGAGUGUGGGCCGAUUUGAGAUUAUAUCUUUAUCAGGUGCUAUGCAGCAAUCUGAAAGUAAUGGUGAACGUAGUAGAACAUGCACUUUGAAUGUGACCCUUGCAGGGUCCGAUGGACGUGUUUUGGGUGGCGGGGUUGCCGGAACGCUAACUGCAGCAUCAACUGUACAGGUCAUUGUGGGUAGCUUUAUUGUGGAUGCGAAAAAGUCGAGCUCGAAUGUCCUAAAAUCUGGACCUUCUGCUGCACCACCCCCCCAAAUGCUAACCUUUGGUGCACCCAUGACUCCAACUAGUCCUACCUCUCAAGGGCCUUCAACUGAGUCCUCUGAGGAACAUGACCACACUCCUUUUUGUAGGGGGCCUGGGUCUGGACCUGGACCUGGACUCUACAAUAAUACUAGUCAGCCCGUUCAUAACAUGCCGAUUGGCCUUUUUACGCCCAAUAUGUCCCACUCUUUAAAACCUUCCUCUCUUCUGCAUCACACCUUAAACUUCCCUGUUCCAUCCCAACUUGUCCAUAGCCAAACUAACACUUCCACGCGCCACUCCCCGAACGUCACACCUCAACCACUACCGCGCCACCAGAUCAAACGCUGA
This is a messenger RNA of Sphenostylis stenocarpa, 1479 nucleotides long. Lineage: Eukaryota; Viridiplantae; Streptophyta; Magnoliopsida; Fabales; Fabaceae. The record is from the annotation of a GenBank genome assembly.